This is a messenger RNA of Hemisphaericaspora subhashii, 1242 nucleotides long. RefSeq names its product proteinase A (gene APR1). The record is from RefSeq and is a predicted model, not a curated record. NCBI's taxonomy places the organism in Eukaryota, Fungi, Ascomycota, Pichiomycetes, Serinales, Debaryomycetaceae. Gene Ontology annotation, cellular component: fungal-type vacuole. Bases 1 to 1242 code for a protein of 413 amino acids. The transcript has a single exon. Gene Ontology annotation, molecular function: aspartic-type endopeptidase activity.
AUGCAAUUAUCUUUAUCAGUGUUGUCUACAAUUGCAACCACCUUAUUAGCAUUAACUUCAUGUGUUGAUGCCAAAAAGCAUAGUGCUAAAUUGACAAGACUUUCCAAUGAAGAAACAUUAGAUGCUAAUACUUUCAAGGAAUAUACUAGUGGAUUAGCUAAUAAGUAUUUGAAUCUUUAUAAUGCUGCUUCUGGCAAUCCAUCCCAACAAUUGUUUAGUAAUAAAGGUGCUCAAGUACCAUUUGUUGAAGGUGGCAAAUAUGAAGCUCCAUUAACCAAUUAUUUAAAUGCUCAAUAUUAUACUGAGAUUAGUUUAGGUACUCCAGGACAAACAUUUAAAGUCAUUUUAGAUACUGGUUCUUCCAAUUUGUGGGUUCCUUCUAAAGAUUGCAGUUCUUUAGCUUGUUUCUUGCAUACCAAAUAUGAUCAUGACUCAUCCUCAUCAUACAAGGCCAAUGGAACUAAAUUCUCAAUUCAAUAUGGUUCUGGUUCUAUGGAAGGUUAUAUUUCUCAAGAUGUCUUGGAUAUUGGAGGUUUAACUAUCCCACAUCAAGACUUUGCUGAAGCAACUUCUGAACCAGGAUUAGCAUUUGCCUUUGGUAAAUUUGAUGGUAUUUUAGGUUUAGCAUAUGAUACUAUUUCUGUUAAUAGAAUUGUUCCACCUAUCUAUAAUGCUAUUCAUCAAGGUUUAUUAGAUGCUCCUCAAUUUGGUUUCUACUUGGGUGAUACCAAUAAGGAUGAAAAUGAUGGAGGUGUAGCUACCUUUGGUGGUUAUGAUGAAGAUUUAAUUGAUGGAAAGAUUACUUGGUUACCAGUUAGAAGAAAGGCUUAUUGGGAAGUUUCAUUUGAAGGUAUUGGAUUAGGUGACGAAUAUGCAGAAUUAUUCAAAACUGGUGCUGCUAUUGAUACUGGUACUUCAUUAAUCACUUUACCAUCAUCAUUAGCUGAAAUUAUCAAUGCUAAGAUUGGUGCUCAAAAGUCUUGGUCUGGUCAAUAUACAAUUGAUUGUAAUAAGAGAGAUUCAUUACCAGAUUUAACUAUGACUUUUUCAGGUUAUAAUUUCACUUUAUCUGCAUAUGAUUAUGUUUUGGAAGUUGGUGGAUCAUGUAUUUCUGUCUUUACUCCAAUGGAUUUCCCAAAACCAAUUGGUGAUUUAGCAAUUGUUGGUGAUGCCUUCUUGAGAAAGUAUUAUUCUAUCUACGAUUUAAAGAAGGAUGCUGUUGGUUUAGCCAAAGCUAAGUAG